AUGACAGAUUCUACAGAAGAGUCAAAGCUGGAAAUAGUGAUGUUCCCAUGGCUUGCUUUUGGGCACUUGAUCCCAUAUAUGAAUCUGUCAAAUGAACUUGCAAAAAGAGGUCACAAAAUCUCAUUCUUGUUGCCAAAAAAUGCAGAAAUUAGACUUCAAAAACUCAAUCUUUAUCCAAAUCUCAUCAAAUUGCAUAAACUGACAAUACCUCAUGUUGAUGGCCUUCCAUAUGGAGCAGAGACUACAGCUGAUGUUCAUAGAUCAUUGGAGAGUCUAUUAGCAACAGCUUUUGAUGAAUUGUAUGAUGAAAUCAAAUCUUUUCUUCAAAAUCUAAAACCCCAUUUCGUUUUCUUUGAUUUUGCUUAUUGGAUUCCUGAUUUAGCACGAGAAAUUGGGGGUAUCAAGACUCUGUUUUACACUGUUUUUUGCCCUGCUGUAGCAUGUAUAUCAUUCAUUCGAUCACCGGACAAGGCUAUUUUUAUGGCAUCAACUGCAGCUGAGCUAGUAAAGCCACCACCAGGUCACCCUUAUUCCUGAAUUUCAUGUUUCUUUUAUAAUAAAUAAAUGUUUAUGUGGUCAAUUGGUGCAUCUCCAGGUUACCCUUCUACUACUGUGGUGUUGCACGAAUGUGAAGCUAAGUUGUUAUCAUUUCUAUUUCAUGAAUAUGGUAAGGGCGUAACAAUGUAUGAACGAUUGAAGACGGGAUUGACACGAUGCAACGCAAUAGCUAUGAAAUCAUGUAGAGAGAUUGAAGGAGCCUUUUGUGACUACAUAGCAACACAAUUUGAAAAGCCAGUCCUUUACACAGGACCUGUCAUUUCUGAGUCAAAAAAGGAGCCUUUAGAAGAACACGGAUUAUCAAAUUGGCUCGAGAAAUUCAAGCCAGGAUCAGUAGUGUUCUGUGCAUUUGGGAGCCAAUUGAUUCUUAAAAAGGAACAGUUUCAAGAACUUGUUUUAGGCUUUGAACUGACUGAGUUACCAUUUCUUUUAGUUGUUAAGCCACCUCAAGGGACAAAUUCAGUAGAAGAAGCCUUGCCAGAGGGAUUCAAAGAAAGGGUUCAAGAAAAGGGCUUGAUUCUUGAUUGUUGGGUGCCACAAUUGGAGAUUUUAAGACACAAAUCAGUUGGUUGUUUCGUAACUCACUGUGGUUAUGGGUCGAUGUGGGAGUCUUUGGCACUGUGUGAUUGUCAAUUGGUACUUUUGCCAAGGCCUAUUGAUCACAUUUUUAAUGCUAGGCUGAUGGAAAAAGAACUUAAGGUUGGUGUAGAAGUGGAGAAAGACGAAAAUGAUUUGUUUACUAAAGAGAAUUUGUGCAAGGCUCUGAAAUGUGUGAUGGAUAAAGAUAGCCAAAUCGGUUGUCUUGUGAAAGAGAAUCAUAAGAAAUGGAAGGAACUUCUUUCAAGUCCUGGCUUCAUGAGUAACUACAUUGAUAACUUCAUUCAAGACUUGCAUGAACUUCUAGUUGAAAAGACCUAA
Solanum verrucosum is the source of this 1476-nucleotide messenger RNA. RefSeq names its product UDP-glycosyltransferase 79B6-like. The transcript is spliced from 2 exons. The record is from RefSeq and is a predicted model, not a curated record. Gene Ontology annotation, molecular function: UDP-glycosyltransferase activity. Lineage: Eukaryota; Viridiplantae; Streptophyta; Magnoliopsida; Solanales; Solanaceae.